ACCUCAAUUCCUCAUUAUCUGGGAGUGGUACCCAGGGUCGUUUUUCCACGUAGACCCGUGGAACUCCUAGGUGCAGGAUGUGGCCCAGUCCUUGGAAUGACGCAUCAGAAUUGAGGGAUGAGAUACCACCCCACCCCGAGCUAAAAGAGAUACGGAAAAUUCCCUGCACCUCAGGGCGCAGGGGCUUCCUCUGAGAAUCCGAUGCUUUGCCAUAUUGAUAUGCUUCUGCAGUGCUCUUUGCUGUAAAAAUCAGAUAUUGCAAAGCUACUGUAACUGUUUAGUUCUCGCUCUCCGAAGGAAGCAAAAACCCUUUGGUGCAUCUCCACUCCUGGAACCUUUGGCCGCUUGGGAAGUGGGAAGUGCACAGCAGUAUUUGCCAUAGCUGUCAACUUUUCCCUAUUCUUGCAAGGAAUCCUAUUCAGAAUAACCUGAGAUGGCGGGUGCGAUCGACUUCCGUGCUUUGGAGAAAGAGUUGGAAGAAGCUAUUGCUGCUGAUGAAAAGUACCAGAGAGAGAAUGAAGCCAAGUUCCGAGCAGUGCACCAGAAAGUGGCGACUUAUGAAGAAUUCAGGGAUAUUGUUUUAGCAUCACAUUUAAAGCCUCUGGAGAAAAAGGACAAGGUGGGGAAGAAAAGAAAUGUGUUGUGGAACUCCCACGCAGUUAAAGCAAACUUGAAACAAGAGAGUGAGGUACAUCUGUCUCAGGAGUUGGAACAGCUGCCCAAGACAUCUGCAGAAUUCUACAGAUAUUGGCACAGAUGCAUGAAAAACAGCCAAGAACGCUACCAGCUCCUGCUCCAACUUGGAUCCCAAAACCUGGGCCAAAUCUUCCAAACAGAUCUUGCUUUUGGUUUCCUAGGUGAAUUCCUAGCAGUGUUCAGUGAAAAUAUCUGCCUCAAAGACCGGCACUCUGUCUUGGAGAUUUUGGAGAGUUUUUCAGGAACCAAACGCUUUGGAUUGAAUGUGGCACUCAUGAGUGAGCCAGAGAAGAAAAGCUGUCGACAGUUGUUUGAGAAAUUGCAAAGGAUGGGGACUGACCCUAGCAAUCCUCCUGACUUUUCACAUGCCACAGAGGAGGAAGGUAUGCCUGUUACCCAAGUCCAUUGCCAAGUAGAUGGACCAACUAAAAUAAAAUGGAUGGAACUGAUGCGCCUUUACAAAGUCACCUAAAGGAAGCUAGAGCUUGUGUCACAAGCCACACCACAUAAGGAAAUAAUGGAGAAGAUACAGGGGAAAGGAACGUCCACUAGGAACAUCUUCUAUCAAUCCCCAUUAAGGUGAGUGGGAGAUUAUCAAGAGCACACAUGAAUUCUUGUACACCUCCAGUUAAUCUCAGUACAACUUGUAUAGAAUAUAUAUUUGUUGAAUGGUGGAUGGACCUGUUUACUGAUGGACCUGCACCUGUUUGCUGUGUUUUUAGGUGAGCUCUACCUUCUCCAACAAGGCAGGUAGUGCAUUGUCAAUAAAUAAUAUUUGUUAAUGGA
Messenger RNA from Podarcis muralis (Common wall lizard), 1482 nucleotides. NCBI's taxonomy places the organism in Eukaryota, Metazoa, Chordata, Lepidosauria, Squamata, Lacertidae. The record is from RefSeq and is a predicted model, not a curated record.